This is a messenger RNA of Populus euphratica (Euphrates poplar), 3356 nucleotides long. RefSeq names its product probable LRR receptor-like serine/threonine-protein kinase At1g06840. The transcript is spliced from 21 exons. The record is from RefSeq and is a predicted model, not a curated record. Gene Ontology annotation, molecular function: protein binding; ATP binding; protein kinase activity. Bases 159 to 3044 code for a protein of 961 amino acids. Gene Ontology annotation, biological process: protein phosphorylation. Lineage: Eukaryota; Viridiplantae; Streptophyta; Magnoliopsida; Malpighiales; Salicaceae.
CUUGUAUUUUUCCACACCACAAUUCCUGCCUGAUUGGACCAUCGUAGGGUUCUAAAAUAUUUUCUUAUCCAUAAUUUUCAUUGUCUUCAACAAUAUAUACAUUUGAGUUUAACCAUACACUUGACUUGUCUCAAGUAAGCUUCUCUGUUUACUUUUUAAUGGCAAUCAACAUGUCGUGCAUGAGAAGUCUUGGCUGUGUUUUUGUGCUGUCCUAUUGUUACUUUGUGCUCCAAACAGAUGCACAACUCACAGAUCCCUCAGAAGUUGCUGCAUUGGUAUCAGUCAAGAAAAGUUUGGUUGAUCCUAUGAAGCAUCUCAGUAAUUGGAAAAGGGGAGAUCCUUGCGCAUCCCACUGGACUGGCAUUUUUUGUUUCGACACAUAUGGGACAGAUGGAUAUUUGCACGUCCGAGAACUGCAACUGCUGAGUAUGAAUCUUUCUGGACAUUUAACACCUGAGCUUGGCCAACUUUCUCAACUUAUAAUAUUGGAUUUCAUGUGGAACGAAUUGGAUGGCAGCAUACCGAAGGAGAUAGGAAACAUUUCAUCUUUACAACUCCUGCUCUUGAAUGGCAACAAAUUAUCAGGUUUUUUACCUGAUGAGCUUGGCUAUUUAUCGAAAUUAGAUCGACUACAAGUGGACAUGAACUAUAUCUCGGGUCCAAUACCAACAUCAUUUGCCAACUUGAGCACAGUGAAACAUCUCCACAUGAACAACAACUCGAUUAGGGGUCAAAUCCCACCCGAGCUUUCCAAAUUAUCCACUCUUCGUCACUUGCUUUUGGAUAAUAAUAAUUUAUUUGGGUAUCUUCCACCAGAAUUCUCAGACUUGCCGGAGUUGCGCAUACUUCAGCUUGACAACAACAAAUUUAUUGGCUCUGGGAUUCCAGAUACCUAUGGCAACCUUUCCAAAUUAGCAAAAUUAAGUCUCAGAAAUUGCAGCCUACAAGGAAGCAUACCGGGCCUUAGCAGCAUACAAAACCUUUCAUAUCUGGAUCUAAGCAAGAAUGAGCUCAAUGGACCCUUGCCACCAACACUCUCUGAUAACAUAACCACUAUUGAUCUAUCAGAUAACCAUUUUAAUGGAUCUAUACCAAGAAGUUUCUCAAAUCUUCCUUCUCUGCAGAGACUGUCUCUCGAAAAUAAUAUGUUGAUCGGUUAUGUAUCAGCUAACAUGUGGCAGAACAUGUCGUGCACUAAAAGUGCCGGCCUUACAGUUGAUCUCAGGAACAAUUCGCUUUCAAGCAUUUUAGGAGAAGUGAAUCUGCCAGAAAAUGUCACCCUGAGGCUUGGAGGCAAUCCUAUCUGCCAUGAAGCUAACACACCAAACAUUAUCCAGUUCUGUGAACCUGAAGCUGGAGGAGAUAAGACUCCUGAAAGGCUAACAAAUUCAAAAGUUUCAUGUUAUGUUCAAUCAUGUCCAACAGAUGACUUCUUUGAAUAUGUUGCAUCAUCUCCUGUGCCAUGCUUUUGUGCAGCCCCUCUCAGAAUUGGAUACCGUCUUAAGAGCCCUAGCUUCUCUUAUUUCACACCACAUGUUAAUCAAUUCGAGGAGUACGUAACGCGUUCUCUUAACAUGAGCCCGUAUCAGUUGUCCAUUGAUUCCUUUUUCUGGGAAGAAGGACCUCGUCUAAGGAUGUAUUUGAAGCUCUUUCCUCCAGUUAAUAAUGUUCAUUCAACAAUGUACAAUGCGACAGAGGUUCAACGAAUAAGAGAUAUAUUUGCAUCAUGGCACUUUCCUCCAAAUGACUUCUUUGGACCAUAUGAGCUUCUCAACUUCACCCUACUGGGACCUUAUGCACAGAUGAAUGUUGAGUUCCAUAAAGAAGGUAUCAGUAAGGGUGUUUGGGCAGCCAUAAUACUAGCUGUUAUUGCCUGUGCUAUUGUAAUAAUUUCAGCAAUCACAGUUUUGAUUAUUGUAAGAAAUGCCAGAUACAGUCAGAGGCUUCCAAGAAAAGAUUUAUCCUUAACAGUACAGAUGAAAAUUGAUGGAGUGAAGAGCUUCACUUUCAAAGAAAUAGUCUUGGCUACCGAUAACUUCAACAGCGCGACACAAAUUGGUAAAGGAGGUUAUGGAAAGGUUUAUAGAGGGGUUUUACCAGACAAAACAGUGGUAGCUAUAAAGCGAGCCGAAGAAGGAUCCUUACAAGGCGAAAAGGAAUUUUUGACGGAGAUCAAGUUGUUGUCAAGGUUACAUCACCGAAAUCUAGUUUCGUUGACUGGAUAUUGUGUUGAAAGAGGGGAGCAGAUGCUAGUAUACGAGUUCAUGCCGAAUGGUACCUUGAGGGACUGGUUGUCUGAUAAGGAGAAGCUCAGCUUUGGAACAAGGUUAAGCAUUGCUUUGGGUUCAGCAAAGGGGAUCCUUUACCUACAUACUGAAGCAGACCCUCCAGUAUUCCACCGAGAUAUUAAGGCUAGCAACAUACUUUUGGACUCUAAGCUUACUGCUAAGGUUGCCGACUUUGGACUCUCACUUCUGGCUCCUGUCAUGGAUGAUGAUGGAUAUCAGCCUAAUCAUGUAUCUACAGUGGUGAAGGGAACUCCAGGAUACCUUGAUCCAGAAUAUUUUUUGACCCGCAAGUUGACAGACAAGAGUGAUGUCUACAGCCUUGGAGUUGUAUUUCUGGAGCUCUUGACAGGAAUGCAGCCAAUAUAUCGUGGAAAAAACUUAGUCCGUGAGGUAAAUAUUGCUUGUGAGUCAGAUAAGAUGUUCUCCAUCAUAGACAGAAGAAUGGUUUCCUAUCCAUCUAAAUGCAUCGAGAGAUUUGUACCUUUGGCACUCAAUUGUUGCCAUGAUGAGCAAGACAAGCGGCCAUCAAUGGUGGAAGUGGUCAGGGAACUUGAAAACAUUCUCAGAAUCUUGCCAGAAACAGAAACUACUGAAACAUAUUCUCCUUCUGCUAAUUCCAGGAAGACCACACCCACAUUUUCUGGCAUGUCAGCAUCUUCAUCUUCAUUCUGCACAAACAGGGAUAUAUCCAACUCGUCCAGUCACUUGGGAGGUGAUCUUAGCAGUGGUGUCAUUCCAUUCAUACCGCCUCGUUGAUAUCAAAAUUAGAUGACCUUUGUACUCAUUUAUCUCUCUCCCCCUCAAAUUGUGCAUGAAGUUUACAGGGAAGUGGAUGAAGGAACCAUUGAUGAAGCAGAAAACAUCAUGUUCGUAGAAUUAAAGGAAUUAUGAAGAGUGGUUCAGUACUCCAGCGAAGAAUAUUCAUGUAUUUAUAAGGAUAUAUACAUGUUUGAAUUUACAGAUAAGAUAAAAACUGUAAAAUACAAAGAAUCAAAGAUUCUAGUUGUCAGAUAUUGAACAAACAACUGAAUAAGAAAAGUAAUAUGUCGUUCCUAUAAUUUCUAUUUU